AUGCCUGAACCAGCUUCGCCAAACCCAACUGCCAGCCAGUCUGAAAGACAUGGUCCGGGCAAGGCUCGAAGGGUGCAGAACAAUCCAAAACUAACAGAAGACAAUCACGAUGCCAUAAUUGGAGACCAGUCCCCUUUGACCACUAGCCAACAAGUAAAUCUUUGGCAGGCGAAUAUUGAGGGUCCAGAUGACCAUAAGGACACAGCUGAAGACGACGCCGCGAAGGACGAUAGCUUAUGCGGGGGCUCGAAAUUGACUCCAUUACACAAGCUACUACAGAAUACCGAGAAUGACGAUGAUGCCAUACAUGAGCUUAGAAAUAGGCUGGACGAAUGGAAGGACAUUAUUGAUUGUUCUCCAGAAGACGAGGAAACAGCACUCCACAUGGCAGCUCGGGAAGGUCUCUUGAAGACAGCAAGUCAACUUCUCAAAGCUGGAGCCGGAGCCAAUACCCGCAAUGGUAAGAAAGAAUCACCAUUGCAUUUGGCCUGCCUUUACGGGCACCAGCAACUGGUGAAGAAAUUGCUGAAGGAAGGCGCCGACCCUGAGCUUGAGGACGAGGACGGACUCUGUCCACUUCACUCAGCUGUUGCACAAGACUUUGAAGCCGAAGUGAUCAAGGAACUUCUUGGCCCAAAAGGCCGUAUCAUUAACAAAGCUGUCGGUAGCGCACAGUGGACUGCACUCAACAAGGCUAUAUAUUACGAGCGCGAGGGUGUGGUUGAUGUACUGUUACAGGGCGGAGCACGCCUUGACAUCAAGGAUGCAGACGGAUGGACACCCUUGAUGACAGCGGUCAAAGAACGUCAAUUCAACGCCUUUGAAAAGUUACUGAAGCAUUUGGACGAAAACCAGAUCAGCCUGGAAGUUGUUAAUGCGCCAGACAAUGGUGGCAUGACACCUCUGAUGCAAUUGAUAUCUUGGGAACCUGAACAGGACGUCACGGACGCCAUCGAACAUCUUCUUGAGUUUAAACCGGAUGUAGAUGUCACUGAUCGACAUGCAAGGACUGCUUUACACUAUGCUAUGGACUACCCUGGGUACUGGGAAGGGAUAUUGUCCUCCACAUCUCUGGUCCGUCGACUGGCUCGUUCGUUGACCGCCGACAAACUUCUGCAAAUCGAUAAGUAUGGAGAGACUGCAUUUGACGUUGCCUUUGACGAGGAAGGGAAGUGCCCCAGGCCUGCGUUCGAGCUCUUGUUAAAAGAUUUGGUCGAUCGUGUAGCUCAAAGCGAUAAGAUCGAGGAACCUCUUUGCUGGGCCACAUAUCGAUUGGAACGACAUACAAUUGCUCAGCAGAUUUUCCAGAAGAGAUAUACUACAAAGGAGACGUCUCCGAAUCACCUGCGGGAAAAGCAUUGGGGAAUAAUCGAGUGGGCGAUCCAUGCACGCUUGCCACGAGUACUCCAGACCUACCUCCGAGCAUUAGGUAUGGAAAGGAGGACCAUAGGGGAGGACGAGAUCCAUAAGAGCAUCGAAAAUGGGCGAGAACUGAUUCGAGAAAUGAAAAAAGAAGUUCAACAACCCUUUACACCCGCGGUAGAAGGCAAAAGAAAAAAAGAAGAGCGUGGGCCGCCGAACGGAAGCGACGGUCAGGCGCUGAGAGACUUGGAGGACAUUUUGGACUACCUAUACCCAGAGAAGGGUGAAAAACUCACUAACUCCCUGGAAAUAUCGAGGCCUGAUAAAAAGAUGCAGGAGACUUUGAAAGAUUUCAGUGCAGCUAUCAUACAGAGCAACUUUGUCAAAUUUCGUACGAUACAGGAAGUCCUGUAUGAUGUCAACUCGAUGGAACAUAUUCAGGACAAUGUCCAAAGGCUAAAACGUUUUGACUUUCACCCCAAGGACUCAUCUGAACAAGCAUCGGAAACGGUCGAAGCAGAUUCCGAGACCGAAGCCCAGUUCACCUGGAUACACUUGCCGUCUAACAACAUAGAUUACUUGGAUGGAGUUAAGAAGAUACUGAAACAAGAACAUUUCAGUAAGAGGGAAGCUGACAAGGUUGCUUCAUUCUUGCGCCGUAGUUGGAUUGAGAUUCCGGACAGGAAAUCCACUUCACGGUUUAUGAGGCCCAGGUAUGUUUCCAACAAGGCAGAUCUUGCGACUAAAGGCCAUGAAGAUGCUGGCGAUGUGUUGAAAGACACUGGUGAGCGGGGAUCCAGCCAAACAGGGCUCCACUCGCGGUACAAUGAGCACCGAGCGAGUGAUGGUAGCAGCGAAAAAGACCCAGAGGGAGAGCAAUGCAAUCCGUCUGGGGACAAUUCUGUUAGAUCAAGGCAAGAAGAAGAAGGCGGACAGACAAACGAUUCCGGGAACAUAGAAAACCCAGUCGAGAUGCCCUAUCUUUAUUUUUCGACCUAUCAUCAAAGCGAGAGCCACGAGCAAGUAGAACCUGCCGCACUGCCCUCAGAGCCUGAGAGAAGGGUUUUAGCCGAAAUAAAUAUGCGCCAAAAGCUCUUCGAAGCGUACAAGAACCGGGUGAUUCACCGGCCUACAACUCUCGACGAGUUUUACUAUCAAUUUUCAUCGGAUAAAGACUCCAUCGAAGACAGGAACUUGAGAAAUAGGGACCAGGUUGUUACAAAGUAUUUGCGAUGCGGAGACAGCGAGGAGCAACGACACUGGCCCUUGCUGCGAGUCAGCCAGCUCUGGGUCUGGACUAUCGACGAAAAGUGGUUGAUUACUUCGACAUCGUGUGCAACAAACGAUAUUCGGGACAAUCUUGUGACAGAUAUUCUGGAACAUCUGCGGAGACAAGUCGAAAAUGGAAGCCGUAGAAUCGGACCGACUUCAGCCUCUGAAAUGAGCAGGGUAAUUGUUGACUAUUGCAUCGGUACUUACGAUAGGAAGCGGAGGAGUCAAAUUGUAAAUCUUGAUAGGGACCAACCUCUACGAGCAGGCGGCACAACCACUGGGAAUCAAUAUCGAGCAAACACAAUUGGAGUGAAUCCAAAUACCGCCGCGGACGAGAAACGGAUAGAAGAGCGAUCGAUCCAUCAAAUAUUCUCAGACUCCAUCAAUGAGAUCGGUAGAAAGGAGUCGAGCCUGUUCGGUCUGUCUUACGGUCGGCAUGAUCGCUCAAGAGAGCCAGAAACUGGUCCUGGUGCUGGUGAUACUUCCAAGAUGAUGGAAGAUCUCAAGAAUGCGCUCAAAACAGUGUCAGAGCAGCUGCGGCACAUCAAAGAUAUACGCGACGAGCUCAAUAUUCUAAUGUCAAUUGCGAAAUUCCAACGCAAAGUGCAAUCAACCAUGACUAAAAGUCAGCCAGUCGAAGAUCUCUCAAGCGACUAUCUCUUGAGAGACAUCAAGGAAUUGGACAGAUUCGCUGAUCAGACUCAGGAAGCUGUCAAGACUACACUCUCGCUUCAGGAGAGUGAGAUCGCCAAUUUGCAGGCAAGUGAGUCUGUGAAACAAGGGAAGGUAGUACUGAUAUUCACUCUUAUCACUGUCUGGUUUCUCCCUCUAUCGUUUCUUACCUCUCUGUUUGCGUUAGAUGUAGAAUCGUUUAUGAAGGCUCCUGCGUGGGCUCUCUAUAUUAUUUUUCUGGUUCCUUUCAUAUUUCUUGGAUCAGCGGUAGCCUACGUCUGGAAGACAAAGAUCAGAGGAAUUUUAGGAGGGGUCGGUGCACCAGCAGAUGUUCCGAGCAACGUGGAUGAUCAGGGAACAUCCACUGCUCGGCCCAUACCCAGCAAGAUAUCUUACAGGAAACAUAAGAAUAGAGACGAGGAAUCUGGAGUCAGUCCAAGUGAAUGA
Molecule: messenger RNA, 3753 nt
Organism: Fusarium sp. VM40
Lineage: Eukaryota; Fungi; Ascomycota; Sordariomycetes; Hypocreales; Nectriaceae
Source: the annotation of a GenBank genome assembly